AUGUCCGAAUGGGGCAACCCAUUGCCAGUAAUGUGGCAAGUACCCGGAGGAAAAGAAAAUAAAUUAAUGAUUCCCGUAGUAGUGGCGAGCGAACCGGGAACAGCCCAAACCAAUUAUAAGAAGUGGUUGGAAAGCCACGCCAAAGAAAGUGAAAGCCUCGUAUUCGAAAUCAAUAACUCUCCGCAUUUCAUCCUGAGUACCACGAGACACGUGAAAUCUUGUGGGAAGCAACGGGGACCACCCCGUAAGGCUAAAUACUCAUUAGUCACCGAUAGUGAACUAGUACC
Messenger RNA from Ambispora leptoticha, 287 nucleotides. Lineage: Eukaryota; Fungi; Glomeromycota; Glomeromycetes; Archaeosporales; Ambisporaceae. The record is from the annotation of a GenBank genome assembly.